Danio rerio (zebrafish) is the source of this 2095-nucleotide messenger RNA. The record is from RefSeq and is a predicted model, not a curated record. Lineage: Eukaryota; Metazoa; Chordata; Actinopteri; Cypriniformes; Danionidae.
CAUUAGUCACUGGCAGGUUUGAUGUGGUUUUGCCGAAAGAGGAACACUGAUAGUUCUGUUGUUUACGGUCAGUCGCUGUUGAUCGGCUGCGCUUCAACACGAUAGAUUUGAUGCUGAUGUGGCUCAGAAUGGCUCCUGCUCUUCAUCUGAUCUUUCUGCUCAUCAUUCACAGGGUUUCUGCUGCUGAUUGGGGUGUGAAUUACAGUCCUUUACAUCUAUGUGCACUGAAGAACUCAACAAUGACAAUCAGCUGCACUUUUACAUACCCGACUCCUGGAUAUCAGAUCAUGACAGUGUUCUGGAACAUAGACUUUGUAAAAAAUGGAGUAGAGCUUGCAGAUCUGUCAGUGGACCCUGAAUACAGUCAGAGGCUUCAGUAUCUGGGAGAUGAACAGCAGAACUGCACCGUCAGACUGAGUCAUGUGACAAAGAAAGAUGAACAUGACUAUUUUUUCAAAUUCAAUACAAAUGUAACAAAAGGAAGAUGGACUGGCAUUCCAGGAGUGCGUCUCUCUGUCACAGAUCUUCAGCUGGAGUCUCCUGAGAGAGUGACAGAGGGAGAUUCAGUCCGUCUGACAUGUAACAGCAGCUGUGAACUGACUGACACACCAACAUUCAUCUGGUACAGAAACUCACACACAUUGACUAAUAUUGGAGAUGAACUCAACAUCAGGUCAGUCAGUAGAACAGAAGCAGGACACUACAGCUGUGGUGUGCAGGGACAAACGUACAUCUCUCCUGCUGUUUAUCUCAAUGUCAGAUAUGCUCCAGAUUCUCCUGUGAUCUCCAUCAGUGGAUCUGCUGUUAUAAUGGAGGGGGAUUCAGUGAGUCUGAACUGCAGCAGUGACUCAAACCCUCCUGCUCUGAACUUCAGCUGGUUUAAAGGAGAAACACUUGUAGGAUCUGGAGGAAUCUUCAACAUCUCCAAGAUCAGCUCUGAUGACAGUGGAGAAUACAAGUGUAGAGCCAGAAAUGACCUUGGAGAGAAAUACUCUGAUCCUGUGACUGUAGAUGUCCAGUACCCACCCAGGAGCAUCUUAGUGUCCAUCAGUGGAUCUGCUGUAAUAAUGUCUGGAGAUUCAGUGACUCUGAGCUGCAGCAGCGACUCAAACCCUCUUGCAGAAAUCAACUGGUUUAAAGGAGAAACAUAUCUGAAUUCUGAAAGAAUCUUCAACAUCUCCAAGAUCAGCUCUGACGACAGUGAAGAAGAAUACAAGUGUAGAGCCAGAAAUGUACAUGGAGAGAAACACUCUGUUGCUGUGAUUUUAAAUGGCCAGUUUAAUCAAGGAGCUUGGAGAAACAUGAUCAUCAUCACAGCGACAACUGGAGGAUUAUUAUUCAUCAUCAUCAUCAUCACCAUCAUCAUGUUUGCAAUUCUUUCUAAAAGGAAGAGCAGAAGAUCUGCAGUGAAAGAGUCUGUGAUCUCAGACACUUAUGCAGAUCUGGAUGUCCAGUGCGCGACCCCUGACCUGUACAACACACUCACAACCGUUCACCACAGACCUGCUGAAAACUCCUGCUCCACUCUUGAUCCUCAGAGCUCUUCUGAACAUCACAAUCCACCAAUCAACAGGAGGAGGCUGCAGUGAGAGGCGGAGCCAGAAACAACCAAUCCUGAGCUGUGUGGGCGGAGCCACAGGUGAUUGACAGGGAUCAUUAGUGUUGUCAAUGUUUAACAGUGGUGUUGAAACUGUCUAAAAAGCUUAAGAUAGGGAGGGGAAAAAACAAUGUUUACUUUAUUUACCAUUAUAUGGGGGUUUUUAUAUCACAAUGGAUCAUUUUACACUCAAUAGCCCCUAUCAUACACUUGGCGCAAAUGUAAUUUGCUAGUGUCAGCUCGGCACAGGUAGCAUUUUCACAUUUGCACUGCAUUGUCUUUACAGCAAAUGAAUUUGUGUGCACUUGGCUGCGCUGGUCUAAAAAGGAGGUGUGUUAAGGCGCAUUGUUGGCACGUUGUUAUUUUGAGGCAACUGAAAGCUACUAACCAACUAAGAGCUCCUCUAAAGUCAAGGGCACAGGGUUUUUUUAUUUAAAGAUUGCGUUACUUUUAUGUGUCUAUGCAGGUCCAAAAUGAAUGUACACACUGCUUAUUACA